This is a messenger RNA of Stereum hirsutum FP-91666 SS1, 330 nucleotides long. RefSeq lists its product as uncharacterized. The record is from RefSeq and is a predicted model, not a curated record. Lineage: Eukaryota; Fungi; Basidiomycota; Agaricomycetes; Russulales; Stereaceae. Bases 1 to 330 code for a protein of 109 amino acids. The transcript has 3 exons.
AUGUUCUCUGCACGCUUCAUGUCCUCGGUCGCUCUCUGCGUUGUCUACUUGACAACCAUGAACGUUGCCAAUGCUUCCCUUCUCCGUCGUGGUGGCCCUGAGAUCUGCACAGACGCUCUCGACGGCUCAGGAUGCGCCAACUACCAAGUCACGAAGGACUGCUGCGCCGCCGUGAACCAGAAGGCGUACUUCAACGAAGUUUCGACCGAGUGCUGGCCCUACUCAGGCCCCGCUGGCAACAGCGUCGACACUGGGGCUAUGGUGAAGUGCUGCGGGAGCAGGGGGAAGGGGAGUUCCGCAACAAAUUACGGUAGCGCUCCGGUUUGUUAA